UCUUUCUGUCGCGCCCUUCAUGAGAAGCAGCCGCUCUCUCAACAGGCUCGACCAAACACCCACGGGAGAUGAUCCAGAGCAUGCAGUCAAACAAGGACCAACUGCAGCAAAUAAACUGCUGUCUUAUUCGGAGGAGCAGCUCAGGGAUGACGAGGAUCAGUUCGAUGCGGAUGAGGAGGAGCAAAUGAAAGCAAGCAGCUCCUCUGAGCUUCAGGAGUCUCCCUCCUAUGCAUGUUAUCAUACCUGCAACAAAGUAAAGAAACAGACCAUAGAUGGGGUGCAAACGCUCUGUGCCAUGACCUCUAUGCGACACAACUGGGUCCAAGCAAUGUUGAAAAAUGUGAGGCACAGUCCUACCUCUGACGUCACAAGCUCCUUUUCAGAGCAGAAAACUCCCCUAAAAUCACAGCUUCCAGACUCAGCCGAGGGCCCGGAGAGAGCUGAACACCCCGAGCCCAGCAGCAGCGACUGUGCAGAGGAAACACAGGAGCAGCAGAAACACCAGGAGCCCAGCCUGCAGCCGGAGGCAGAGCGGCGUUCUGCUGAUGGAAGCUCUGCAUCGCCUGCCAUCUCCUCCUCUCAUCUGGCCUCCCCCAUCUCACCCUCCGCCUCUUCCGCUCCGUCUCCCAUCAAUCCUCCUGGGCAGGUGGUGGAAGGUAAAGGUGUGACCGGUGCGUCUUCGUGUGUUGAGGGAAGAGCCGGCUCUACUUCCACAACAAUGCAGUCAAAUACUGAGAGCACAAAGGAGAAGGAGAAGCAGCAAACUGCGCCACUUGUCAUAGAGCUGGAGCAAACACAGAGGGAACUCUCUCGACUGCGGCAGUUAAACAGGAAUCUGCGGGAUGAGGUGCAACAAGAGAGAGCGAGGCAUGCAAGUGAAAUGAACGACCUCCUCUCAAACUCCAACUCGUCUUCAGAACAAGCUUUGGUUUUACAGCGUCUUCAUAAGAUGAACCACGACCUGCGCCUUGAGCUGGAGGAUCAGAAGAGCAGCUUUGAAGAAACAAGAGAAGUAGAACUACGGCGAAGGGUGGACCUCUUAGCUCAACAAGCUCAGAUACUGGUCACGGGCGAUGCCACUGCCCUCGCUCAGGCCCGCCUGGAGCAGGACCGGCAGAAGUUCAUGGAGCAGCGGCAGGAGUGGGAGCGCUGCAGGGCCUCGCUGAAGUCCCAGCUGAGUGCCAGUGAGGGACAGAGGAAGGAUGCCGUGUCACGCUCCACACAGAUGCAGCAGGAGUUGCAGAGUUACCACAGUCUGGAGCAGGAGGCUCAGCGCCUACACAAACAUCUCCAAGAGGUGACCACUCAACUUCAGGCCAAUGAGGAGGCGCAGGCUCAGAAAGAGGCUCGCCUGCAGGAGCACCUCAUGCUCCUUCAAGCCAGUCAGGACCGAGAGCGCAGGAGCUUAGCCUCAAGCCUGGCGCAGGCAGAGCAACUCACGCAGGAACUCCAGCGGAGACUGGACAUGUCUGAGCUGGAGGUGGACAGCCUGAAUAAGACUCAGACGUGGACCAGGGACAUCGAGGAGGCUCAACAGCAGCUUCAGGAGGAGCUGGCGUGCACGGUGUCUGUGGUGCAGAAACUCCAAGAUGAGAGGGGGCAUCUGGACCGGUGCUGUCAGGAGCUGCAGAGCCAGCUGGGCGAGGCGGACGGAGAGGUGAGCCGGCUGCAGAGCCGCUUGAAGACAGACGAGACGAGAGGUGGAUCAUUGGGAAGUAACUAAUUUACUCAAGUACUAUACAAUGUUGAGAUACUUGUACUUUAGUUGAGUAUUCCCAUGUUAUGUUACUUCCUACUUCUACUCCAUACAAUUCAGAGCUAUUGUAGCGAUGAGAAGAGCCCAUAAAGUGGAGCUGGAGAAAAGCCGGCAGUCUCAGCACAUCAAGAGCGCUGACAUCACCCAACUGCAAAUUGAAUAUGAAAAGGAGUUUCAGUUGAUGCAUAAGGAGCUCCAGGUGCUGUCGGUGCAGCACACUCAGAAAUGUCUGGA
This is a messenger RNA of Gymnodraco acuticeps, 1990 nucleotides long. RefSeq names its product cingulin-like protein 1. The record is from RefSeq and is a predicted model, not a curated record. The coding region runs from base 20 to 1723 and encodes 567 amino acids. The transcript has 10 exons. Lineage: Eukaryota; Metazoa; Chordata; Actinopteri; Perciformes; Bathydraconidae.